Labeo rohita (rohu) is the source of this 1932-nucleotide messenger RNA. RefSeq names its product lactamase, beta (gene lactb). NCBI's taxonomy places the organism in Eukaryota, Metazoa, Chordata, Actinopteri, Cypriniformes, Cyprinidae. The record is from RefSeq and is a predicted model, not a curated record.
CUGUCUGUCGGCGCGUCUGUGGAGUUCAAACGGGAACUCUUUGCUGUACUCUUUUAUAAACUAUUUUAUCCCUUUUUACCCCAUAUAUUAUUAUUAGAGGUGGUAAAACAGUCAUGUCUCGGUUACUGUGUUUGUCACGGGGUCUCAUUUGCACACAUUGUAAAUACAGUGUUAGGAAAUCCGAGCCCUUUGUGUCUUUGUUGACAUCCAGAGUGAAGUUCAGAGAUCAGCUGCUGAAGAGAUUGAUUUCGACAGGCAGAAGACCUGUCAGCACAACCUACAACCACCGACACCCGGUCUUAUGGCUGUUUGGUAUCGGGACAGGUUUUGUUCUGGCUCUAGGGCUGAAAUAUCGUGAUUCUGCGUCUGAACACUGUGAAUGUAACGUACAGAAAACACACCGAGCGCAGACUGUCUCCAAAUACACAGCCGCUAUAGAAACAAGCAGAGACCUGCUGCAGCGGAUAAAGGAUGAAGUUGGAGCUCCUGGGAUGGUUAUUGGAGUCUCGGUGGAUGGCAGUCAUGUAUGGUGUGAAGGGGUUGGCUAUGCAGAUCUGGAAAACAGAGUGCCUUGUGGUCCGGACACAGUGAUGAGAAUCGCCAGCAUCAGUAAACCUCUGACCGCAGCCGCCGUGGCCAGACUUUGGGAAGACGGCAAGAUAGAUCUGGACGCUCCUGUCCAAAAAUAUGUCCCAGAGUUCCCACAGAAGCAAUACGAAGGAGAGAAUGUCACAAUAACGUCCCGGAUGCUCCUGUCCCACUUGAGUGGUAUCCGUCACUAUGAAAAAGAUGCCAAGAAAGUGCGAGAGAACAAGGAGAAAGCCAAGCGCCUUCUGAAACCCACAGAGAAGAAAGAGGAGAAGGGCUCAGAUGAAAACAAAGAAAAGCAGAAAGCAGAGGACAGCAGUGCUAAAAGCAAAGAGGCCAAAGGAAGCAGGAAAAAAGAGUUUGAGCAGGAAGAGUAUUACCUCAAAGACAACUUUGAGAACGUCAUCCAGGCUCUGGACUUAUUCAAAGACGAUCCUCUGAUUUUUAAACCCGGUUCUACGUUCCUGUAUUCGACGCAUGCUUACACCUUGCUGAGUGCUGUAGUGGAGAGAGUGGCAGAUCAGCACUUCCUUGACCAUAUGAUGAAGAUGUUUCGAGAGCUGGGCAUGAUGAACACUGUACCAGAUAAAAACGACCCUAUCAUAUACAACCGCUCCAGGUUCUACCACUUGAAUAAAAAGGGACGUGUUGUUAACUGCCCCUAUGUGGACAAUUCGUACAAAUGGGCUGGAGGUGGAUUUCUGUCCACUGUGGGUGACCUUCUGCAGUUCGGUAACACUCUGCUCUACAGCUAUCAGAUGGCUGAACUGAAGAACACAGACGGGCUGCUUCCUGGCUUCCUCAGACCCCACACGGCCGAAGCCAUAUGGACACCGGUGGACAAAACGGAGGCGUCGUGGGACAAAGACGGACUGUACGCCCAGGGCUGGCUGGUGGUGGAGAAACAGCAGAAAUAUGGGCAGUGCCGCAGCCGCAGGCACUACGUCUCACACACAGGGGGCGCUGUGGGGGCCAGUAGCGUCCUGCUGGUGUUACCCAGAGAGAGCGGACACAGUGCCAGUCAGACACGGCGUCCUCCACAGGGGGUGGUGGUGACCAUCAUCACAAACAUGCAGUCAGUGGGGCUCAACAGCACUGCGCUGAAGAUCGCACAGGAGUUCGACAAGGCCACGGAUGAAGAAAUUUCAUAAACACACUGCUGUGAUUCUUUUGUAGGCAUCUUUUGUAGAGAUUCGUGCUGACGCUUGGUUGUUUACGGUGCCGAGGUGUGUUCAUGUCCUCAGUUUUAAUUCAACAUUUGUGCCAAAUGCUCAUUUUGAUAGAUUUUAUACAUAUAGGAGCAGUCUAAUAUGUUGAAGAAAUAAAAAUGUAUUAUGGAAACCU